Perca fluviatilis (European perch) is the source of this 9307-nucleotide messenger RNA. RefSeq names its product neuron navigator 2a (gene nav2a). Gene Ontology annotation, biological process: neurogenesis; nervous system development. The transcript has 43 exons. Gene Ontology annotation, molecular function: ATP hydrolysis activity; protein binding. The record is from RefSeq and is a predicted model, not a curated record. Bases 703 to 8322 code for a protein of 2539 amino acids. NCBI's taxonomy places the organism in Eukaryota, Metazoa, Chordata, Actinopteri, Perciformes, Percidae.
UGAAGCGAGCGGUCGCUAUAUCACCACUGCCUUUUCUUUUUUUCUUUCUCCAUCUCUCGGUCUCUCCUCAACGGAGCUCGGUCUUUCCUCCUGUCAUCCUGAAGCGAUGGUGUAGUUAACAGGGCUUUGUGGGAGAGGAACUGCCCUGCCCUCCUUUAGGAUCUUUUUGCCAAUCGCUGACUCUCACUCGGUGCUGGAAAAAAACGGGAAGGGAACACUUGCUCUGCCACCAGGCAACUGGGGAAUCCUCUGAGUGUAAAGUGGGAUUUUUGAUUUUUUUUUUUCCUGGACUUUGCACAGUGGAUUUUCUCCAAUUUUCAUCUGGACACAUUUUAUUUUAAAGAACACUGUGAGGAGGAUUUGGUCUUUUCUACAAGAUAUAAAGAGCUGAAGCUACUUGACGCCAAGAAACAGGUGGAAUCGGUGGGUUUUAAGCCCCCCACUGCAUGUUGGGGAGCUCAGCUCACCCCCCUGCUGAGAUCCAGCAGGAGCAGCCAAGACCCGGACACAGACAAAUUACACAUUACACACAUUACCAAGUUGCAGAUCAGGUGCAAACUGCACAUGUGUUCCUUCAAUCCGCUAACACCUUUACAGCUGGACCAUAUGUGAGUUAAAAAGGAGUCUUGCUGACUAGUAGCAGAGUCUCCAUCUCAGUGUGAGAGGGAGGGGAGCGUGCGGUCAACAGGCGGUCAGGAGAAGAUGCCAGCCAUCCUGGUGGCCUCAAAGAUGAAAUCAGGACUCCCCAAACCCAAACCGGUGCACAGCGCCAUUCCCAUCCCCCAGAACCACAGAAGGCCGUCAGCUCUAGCGCUGCCUUCGGCGCCCCUCAAGACCCAGAUCCCCUCGCUGGGCCAGCAGGUGGGCGCAGGACCCCCAAAAAGCAUCACACCAGGGUCAGAGGAUGGAGAAGACACUCAGAUCUACACGGACUGGGCCAACCACUACCUUGCCAAGUCAGGACACAAGCGUCUGAUCAAGGACCUGCAAACAGACGUCGCAGACGGAGUGCUACUGGCUGAGAUCAUACAGGUCGUAGCCAAUGAGAAGAUUGGCGAUAUCAAUGGCUGUCCCAAGAGCCGUUCUCAGAUGAUUGAGAACAUUGAUGCCUGCCUCAGUUUCCUGGCAGCAAAAGGAGUCAACAUCCAGGGUCUGUCUUCAGAGGAGAUCCGUAAUGGUAAUCUGAAAGCCAUCCUCGGCCUCUUCUUCAGCUUGUCCCGCUACAAACAGCAGCAGCAGCAGGCCCAGCGGCAGAACUCCCAGCCCUCUCUCCCACCCACCGCCCAGCCCCAGGGCACACACCCUCCCCUGAGCCAGCAGAGCAGCGCCCCGGCCCAGCUCAGCCACUCUACGCAUGGGACUCCUUCCCUUACAGCCCAGAAAGCAGCACAGGCCGAGAUGCAGUCCAGGGAUGGGUCUCAGAGUAAACUGCUCAAGUUUUCCCUUGGUCAGAAAAAGACCUCUAGACUUCCCGGCCCCUCGGCAAGGGUAUCCACUGCAGGCAGUGACAUCCCUCCAAGAGGCUCGGCCAGUGCUGCUGGGAACAGACGCAGCCAGGGCUUCAGUGACAAGACCAAAGCCAACUCGCACCUGAACAAAGAUUCCUCAGAGGGCAUGACCUCACAGCCUUCGGUGAUGACUGAGCAUGCUCCAUCAUCUGCAGUGACCGUCAGCUCCUCCACCAGCAUCCCCGCUGCUACCUCCGGCCAGAUUCCACACCCGUCUUCACUGUCCUCAUCCACCUCCUCCACGGCCAUUCCCCAGCCCAACAGCAACAGCAAGCCCUGGAGGAGCAAGUCCGUGAGCUCCAAGCACAUCUCGCCUUCUCCUUCCUCCACCAGCACCGCCGCGUCUGCCAUGCAUUCCAUCAAGCAGGAGAAGGACACCUCCUGUAAGGCUGAAGCUCCUCCAAAGGUCGCCACUCAGAAGUCAAUGCUGGAGAAGCUGAAGCUCUUCAACAGUAAAGGAGGCUCCAAAUCUGCCAGCUCCUCCAAUGGAGUAGGGGCCCAGACCGACAACACUGCCCCAGCCAGGCAGCACGGAGCGAUGCAGGUGGAGAGAGCCGAGACGGGCUCCAACACCGAGCCCCUGGAGGAAGAUGAUGGCAACGUCCGGCCGGGAAUGAACGGGACGACCUGCGGAGCUGCUCCCUCGGCAGGUACUACUGUCUCCACGACCGCCAGCAGCCCCAAAAUCGCCCUGAGGGGCAUUGCCCAGCGCACUUUCAGCAGAGCUUUGACUGCCAAGAAGGGCUCUGUCAAAAGCACAGAGAAAGACAAGGACAAGGAGAGGGGGAAGGAGAAGGAGAAAGGGAAGGAGGUGGGGAAACGCAUCUCAGUCCCGGACAAGACAGAUCUCAGGGGGGACGAGCUUAAAGAGGAAGUAGCACCUGUUGCUGUAGACCCAGACAGCUCAAACAAACGGACCUCUAAAAUCACCAGCUUCAUUCCCAAGGGGGGUAAAGUGGCCAAAAAGGAGAGUUCCACCCCUGCACACAGCGGAAUACCAAAGCCAGGAGGCAAAGCCCCAGGAGUCGGGGGUAAGGCUUCCUCUGUUAAGGAGGCGGGGGAGAGGCCUCGGAGCAUGCGAUUAGGAGGGGGUCUCGCCAUGCACCGCGGCCCCCUGGACAGAGACAGGGACAGCAGACACUCCAGCUCCACUUCCAGCCUGGCCUCCACAGAGGGAAAGACCAGCGCCUCCCCUGUGGCAGGAGGAGGCACUACACAGAGCACAGCCAGCAACACGAUCAGCGUGCAGCUACCUCAGACUCAACAGCACCACAGCCAUCCCAACACGGCCACCGUCGCACCUUUCAUGUACAGAUCCCAAACAGACGGCGAGGAAACAGCAAACACUGAGAGCGGCUCAGGAGGAAGAGGUGGAGACGGUUCCUUCACCAAGGCCAGCCAGCUCUCCAUCGAGGACCUUUCAGGUGAAGACCCAGAGACGAGGCGGUUGCGUACAGUCAAAAACAUAGCAGACCUGCGGCAAAACCUGGAGGAGACCAUGUCCAGCUUGCGAGGAACUCAGGUCACACACAGCACCUUGGAAACCACCUUCGACGGCAGCGUCACCACAGACAUCAGCAGCGGUGGAGGUGGAGGUGGAGGUAGUGGCAGCAGCAACAACAGCGGAGGGAGUCGGAGCAUCCUCAGCCUCACUUCGUCCCGUCCCUCCCUGUCCUCAUGGCGCCUGGGCCAGUCCAGCCCUCGUCUGCAGGCGGGCGACGCACCCUCCAUGGGGAACAGUUACGGUGGCCGGGCGGCCGGCAGCCAGGGGGGGCGCUACCUGUACCCUGGGCACCUCCGGCGGCAGCUGGCUGGCAGGGGAGGAGCACUCUGCAGCGUGGACCUCGGAGACCGGGCCGGGGAGGACGUUGACCUGGACAGCAUCGCCGUGGACGUCACUGGUUACAUGAGCGAUGGAGACGUGCUGACCAAGAAUGCUGCGCGCACUGAUGAUGUCGCAAGCGGUUAUAUGACUGACGGAGGUUUGGGUCUGUACACGCGGCGCCUGAACCGCCUGCCCGAUAGCAUGGCCGCCGUCCGAGAGACACUCCACCGAAAAACGUCGUCAGGACAGGGAGAUGCUGACAGCUGGGAUGACAGCAGCUCUGUGAGCAGUGGCAUAAGCGACAACAUCGACACAGAUGACAUCAACACCAGCUCCUCCAUCUCCUCCUAUGCCAACACGCCCGCUGCACAGCGCAAAGGCCUCAACGCACAGCCUGUGACGGAUGCAGAGAAGCACUCGGCCUCCACAGCGGUGCACCAGGCCUGGUCAGGCGACGAGGUGAAGAGGCCAGACGGCGGGUCAGACUGCGGGGUCAGCAGGAUGGAGACAGGCUCCAAGUGGAGCCGCCGGAACCCUUCCGACAUCUCUGAUGAGUCGGACAAGGGCGGCUCGGGGAGGAAGACCCCCUCCGUGUCCCACACGGGCUCUUGGAGGAGGGGCAUGAGCACUCAGGUGGGGGUGACAUCCCCUCGGACUAAAAGCACCAGUAGCACAGGCUCCAUGAGCUCCAGUGGCCUCAAGACCCACAGUUCAGGUAAGACAGAUGACGUCAAAGUGUCAGAAAAGGGUCGUCUCUCUCCUCGUCCCAACGGCCUUCACCGCUCGCCCUCAGACACAGGACGCAGCAGCGGCGAUGAGGCAAAGAAACAAUCGAUCCCCACCAGCCGCACCUCCACGGCAAACGCCCUCACACACACCGUUUCAGACCCCCACUCUCAGACACAUACACUCACCUCACACACCUCGCGCACCCCAACCAGCACCUUCGGAUUCAAGAAGCAGGGCCAUGGGAUGGUAACCAUUGUUACUGCCAGCGGCGCCACCAUCACAAGUGGCUCAGCCACCCUGGGGAAGAUGCCCAAGUCUGGGGCACGAUCGAUUGGAGGAGGGUUAAAGGCCAGUGGGCAGGAUGGCGGUUCGGCGCUGGGUCACCACGACGACGGCUUCCUCCCCAUGAGUGCCCGCUCCACACUGCAGUAUCGCAGCCUGCCAAGACCCAGCCGCUCAGGAGCAGCCGCCCGCAACGGAAACCGCUCCUCCACCAGCAGCAUCGAGGCCGCCGUGCUCUCCGUCACGACCCACGGGAAAAACUCAAUCAGCAUCUCCAAGGCCAACGGCUCAGGAGGCCUGAUGGCCAAUCAGACGGAUCGGGAGAAGGGCGUCUCUGACAUUGACCUUCUCAGGAACGGAGUCGUGAUGCAGAGUGGAGGAGCAGCGACUGUUCCUCUGACUGGAAGACAGCCGGUUUCUUCACCGACACUGCGCAGGUUGUUUGGUGGGAAACCCGGUAAACAAGCUCCCGUCACCACGGCUGAAAACAUGAAGAACUCCACUGUUAUCUCCAACCCCCACGCCACCAUGAACCAUGUGGGCACGGUGCUGGAGUCCCCUGACGGAGGGCUGGGAGGCGUGGACAGCGAGACCAGCAGCCCCCUGUUUGGAGGCAGAGUGCAGGGAAUAGGGAUGGGGACGCUGGGCAGCGAGCAGGCCUCCAGUCCCGGUUCAGUCUACUCCUCCACCGGCCCCUCCAACAGCCUGACGUGGGGCACCACCUUCAGCAGCUCCUCCGCCCAGAGCAGAGAGAGCACGCUGGGCGGGCAUGGCGGGACAGGCAGCAGCAUGGGAUACCCCUCCGUCAGCAGCAUGCACACCAGCAGCGAGUCCAUCGACAUGAGCCUGGGCAGCGCUGGCCAUGGGACGCACAGGGAGGACACCCUGUCUGCUCUGGGCCGCGCCGGCAGCGUCAAGACCGGCAUGUCUGAAAGUCCCCUCUCCUCCCCCUCCGCUAGUCCCAUAUUCAGCCGAAACACGCUACCUCGGAAGCAGGACAGCGGGCCACACUGUGGUAGAAACACUCUGCCUAAGAAAGGACUCAGGUAUGGCCCGUCCGCACAGCUGCGAAGCCACGAGGAGGCCCGUGAUUGGCUGCGCUCCCACUCCACCAGCGGGCUGCAGGAAUCAGUCGGUAACUCCCCGUUCUCCCCCAGCUCCAGCCUCACCUCCCCCUCGGGCACUCGCUUCAACUUCGGACAGCUCGCAUCCAGCCCGACCUCGGCAGCUCAGAUCAACCUCGCCGGUAUGCGCAACAACAGCCUGACCAAUCAGGACGGCUCCUAUGAGCCGUGCAGCGACAACCGGCUGAGAAACUCCUGCAUGUCGCUUGACGAGAAGACUCGCACCAUGAGCCGAUCGGGCUCCUUCAGGGACGGCUUUGAGGAAGUUCAUGGAUCAUCCCUGUCUCUGGUCUCCAGCACCUCUUCCAUUUACUCCACAAAUGAGGAGAAGUCUCAGUCGGAGAUCCGCAAGCUGCGUCGGGAGCUGGACGCCUCCCAGGAAAAGGUUUCCGCCCUGACGACGCAGCUGAGUGCCAACGCUCACCUGGUGGCAGCGUUUGAACAGAGUCUGGGCAACAUGACCAUCAGACUGAAGAGUCUCACAAUGACAGCAGAGCAGAAGGACUCUGAGCUGAAUGAGUUGAGGAAGACCAUCGAGCUGCUGAAGAAGCAGAACGCUGUUGCUCAGGCGGCCAUCAACGGAGUCAUCAACACACCUGAACUCACGCCGAAAGGGGACAGGACAGCUGGCAGUAACGGCGGUUCACAGCAGCAGCAGAAUCAGCAGCCAGACCUGCGCAUCAGGAGGCAGCACUCCUCGGACAGCGUCAGCAGCGUCGCCAGCGCAACCAGCCACUCCAGCGUGGGCUCCAACAUGGACACUGACGCAAAAAACAAGAAGAAGAACAAGAAGAACUGGGCAUCUUUCACUGGGGAAAAGGCGUUUUUGUGCACCGGAGGAAAAGUCAUAGAUGAUGACGUCUAUGAGCUGCGAAGCUCCUUCAAACAAGCGUUCAGCAAGAAGAAAUCUCCCAAGUCGGCCUCUUCUCACUCCGACAUUGAGGAGAUGACGGACUCGUCGCUGCCGUCCUCCCCUAAGCUGCCCCACAACGGCACCACAGCCUCCAGCCACAUGCUCAGGAACACACACUCCAGCUCGCUAUUGUCUGAGUGUUUGGACAGCGAGGCGGAGACGGUGAUGCAGCUGCGCAGUGAGCUCAGGGAGAAGGAGAUGAAACUGACUGAUAUCCGCCUGGAGGCUCUCAGCUCCGCUCAUCAGCUGGACCAGCUCCGGGAGGCCAUGAACCGCAUGCAGGUGGAGAUUGGAAAGCUGAAGGUGGAGAAUGACCGUCUGAAGGUGGAGAAUCAGGGCAGCAGGAUGGGGUCCCAGGCCUCCAUCUCUUCCUCUCCUCCCUCUCACACACACAGCCAUGCCCAGGGGCCGGGGCUCUCCCAGCACAGCCUCAACCUCACCACCAGCGAGUCCACCAGCCUGGACAUGCUGCUGGACGAUACCGGCGGAGAGGGAGGGAUGAGGAAGGAGGGGCGACACGUAAAGAUGGUCGUCAGCCUGGACAAGGAGAGCAAGUGGGGAGAGGACGGCCGGCCUCGUCAUUUUCUGAUUGGGUGCAUCGGUGUGAGUGGUAAAACCAAGUGGGACGUCCUUGACGGUGUGGUCCGGCGUCUUUUCAAGGAGUACAUCACCCAUGUGGACCCGGUGAGCCAGCUGGGCCUGAGUUCCGACAGCGUGGAGGGAUACAACAUCGGAGAAAUCCACCGGCCCAGCAUCCCCGGCGCCGCCCAAACGCCCGAGCUGCUGCCCUGCGGCUACCUGGUGGGAGACAGCAACACCAUCAACAUCCAGCUCAAAGGUGUGAGCAGUGAGAACGUGGACUCGCUGGUGUUCGACACUCUGAUCCCGAAGCCGAUGCUGCAGCGCUACGUCUCCCUGCUGAAGGAGCACAGGCGCGUCAUCCUGUCAGGCCCCAGCGGUACAGGAAAGACCUACCUGGCCAAUCAGCUGUCUCGACACCUGCUGCUGCUGGAGGGCCGACCCCUGACCCCAAACGCUGUCGUCACUUUCAAUGUGGACCACAAGUCCAGCAAGGAGUUGCGUCAGUACCUGUCGGGUUUAGCCGAGCAGUGCAGCGGUGUCUCUGGGGCGGACAGCCCUCUGGUGGUCAUUCUGGACAACCUGCACCACGUCAGCUCCCUGGGAGAGAUCUUUAACGGCGUCUUCAACUGCAACUAUAAGCACUGCCCCUACAUCAUCGGCACCAUGAGCCAAGCCACGUCAUCGGCCCCCAACCUGCAGCUUCACCACAACUUCAGGUGGGUGCUGUGUGCCAACCACAUGGAGCCGGUGAAAGGCUUCCUUGGCCGCUACCUGCGGAGGAAGCUGAUCGAGACUGAGAUUGGCAGCCGAACGCGCAACAUGGAGCUGGUAAAGAUCGUCGACUGGAUCCCGCGGGUUUGGCACCACCUCAACCGUUUCCUGGAGACACACAGCUCCUCUGACGUCACCAUCGGACCUCGUCUCCUCUUGUCCUGUCCCAUGGAUGUGAAGGGAUCCAGGGUUUGGUUCACCGACCUCUGGAACUACUCCAUCAUCCCCUACAUGCUGGAGGCUGUACGAGAGGGACUGCAGCUGUACGGCCGCCGGGCUGCGUGGGAGGACCCCGCUGCCUGGGUGAUUGACACCUACCCGUGGUCAGCCACGUCCACUCCGGCUGAUUGGCCCCCGCUGCUGCAGCUCCGCCCAGAAGACGUGGGCUUCGAUGGCUAUUCUGUCCCGAGAGAAGGAGUCAGGAAAGAGCCACCACAGAGCGACAGCGACGCUGACCCACUGAUGAACAUGCUGAUGCGUCUGAAGGAGGCGGCGACGUCGUCGAGCCCGCAGAGCUACGACAGCGACUCCAACAGCAACAGUCACCAGGAGGACAUCCUGGACUCGUCGCUGGAGUCCACCUUGUGAUGCAACACGGGGACAGGUUUUCAGGAGGAACUUUUUAUAAGAACUGUUCUCAUCGGGAGAACUUCUUGUUUAGAGUAUAAUUCUGUGUCACAAAAUCCAGCCACCUUAAUUUGGGUGCAGGUAACCCAAAUAUUUAAAAAGAAGAAGAACAAACAAAAAAAGGUUCAAAUUCAUUUCAGAAAACGGGCGACAAAAGGUUUCUACUGCACUGCGCUGUUUUUUUGUUUAGUUUUUUCACCGUUGUGGCCCGUGGCUCCUCUGUCAGGAGCCUGACAUCUACUUCAGACAGACAGAAUAAAAACACACAGUCUGUCACUGUUGUUAGCGUACUUAAACACCAGCCAGGAGUCCUCCGAUCCCCACUGAGCUACAGCAUCGGCUCCUGCUCAUCAGGCUGAGAUACUCCUGGUCCUGCCCAGCUGCAGUGCGUCUGAGCAGGCUGCAGAUGGCGAUACAGACCCUUGUCUCUGGAGCAUCAGUGAGCCUGAGCUACCAGCCGCUGAGAACACAGAUGAGGCUGUUGGACAGAUUAACAGCCAGCAGGUUUUUUGGCUCCUCCUCCUCCUCUUCUUCUGCGGCUGAAGUUGCCUGUGUGAUUGCUGAAGGAUAAAUCGAGGCAAAGUGAAUGUUAAGUCCUACAGCGUGCCCGCUCACACUUCUAAAAACUCCUCGGAGAUCAUUAAUUACACCCCAAACUCUCGACACUCAUUGGUUUUAUUCAACUCUAGUCCAUGAAGGAGCUGUGUGUCCACCAGAAGCAACUAAGAGAGCACUAAUAAAAAUAGUUCCUAUUAGAUACAACUCAAUGUUUUUGAGUUAAAUGUCUGCUUUCAAAUCUCUUCAUGCACAAAAAGGAUGAGAACUGGUGUGUUAAAGUGCUCAUAUUACGCUUUUUGGCUUUUCCCCUUUCCUUUAUUGUUAAGUAUCUUUUUUUGUGCAUGUUAUAGGUUUACAAAGUGAAAAAGCCCAAAGGGACUUACCAUCU